ACGUUUAGCGACUCUCUCAGUCUAUUGGUCACUUCGCAUGUCAUUAUCAUAGUCGGUUUUUGUUGUGGAAAUCAUGUUAACGCUGUUACAACUGUAACUCUGUUGAACUAUAUGUUUGGCGGCGACAUUGGAAAAGGAAACCAUUUAUACAUUCGUCGCAACACCCCAACAACAGAAACUUCAGAAUGAGUGUGGGGUUCAUCGGAGCGGGUCAGUUGGCCCAUGCCUUGGUGAAGGGAUUCAGCGCUGCAGGUAUCAUUGCCACACAGAGGAUCACUGCCAGCUCCCCAGACACAGAUCUUCCCACAGUGUCUGGACUGCGGAGAAUGGGUGUCAAUCUCACAACCAGCAACAAGGAGGUGGUGAACAAGAGUGACGUUCUGUUUCUGGCUGUCAAACCACACAUCAUCCCCUUCGUGUUGGAUGAGAUCGGACCGGACAUUGAGGACCGCCACCUCAUUGUGUCCUGUGCAGCUGGUGUCACCAUCAGCUCCAUUGAGAAGAAGCUGCUCCAGUACCGCCCGUUCCCCAAGGUGAUGCGAUGCAUGACCAACACCCCGGUGGUGGUUCGGGAGGGAGCCACGGUCUACGCCACGGGUACCCACGCCGAGCUAGAGGACGGGAGGCUGCUGGAGCAGCUGAUGGCCAGUGUGGGCUACUGCACGGAGGUGGAGGAGGACCUGAUCGAUGCCGUCACCGGACUCAGUGGCAGUGGACCUGCCUAUGCAUUUACAGCUGUGGAAGCGCUUGCUGACGGGGGGGUGAAAAUGGGUCUGCCCAGGAGACUGGCUAUACGGCUUGGAGCACAGGCCCUGCUGGGAGCAGCCAAAAUGCUGUUGGACUCGGAGCAGCACCCUGGCCAGCUGAAGGACAACGUUUGCUCCCCAGGGGGCGCGACCAUUCACGCCCUGCACGUCAUGGAGAGUGGGGGCUUCCGCGCCCUGCUCAUCAACGCUGUGGAGGCCUCCUGCAUUAGGACCAGGGAGCUCCAGUUCUUGGCUGACCAGGAGAAGAUCUCUCCUGCGGCCAUCAAGAAGACUACGCUGGACAAGGUUCUGCAGCAGCCAGGGGUGGGAACAGGGGUGGGCGUCCGGACGGGAUCUGGGAUCAGCCUGUUCAACAGCAGCAACCCCAGGCAUAAGAAGUAAUUGAACUGAGUGGCUCUGAUCACAGAACAGGGGUGAAUUCAUUAGUGCAUUGCAGACCAUAUCAAAACAUUUUGCAACAAAAACAAGUUUCUUAGCGGACAAGUUCAGGUAGUUCCUCCCUGUUUCGGUCUUUUUGCUUCCUAGUGAUUCGCCCCAGGAAGAGACCCUCAAAAGAAUGAAACGCCGCUGAACAUAUUAUCUCAACCCUAAAACAUUUGUUAUGGUUAUAGCAUGCCAGCUGAGAGGAGGGGCAUAAAUGACAGCUUCAUAAAUGUGAUGAUAAACUUAAAGCAGCAAUAGAGGAUGUAGGGUGAAGGGACACUUUUCCUGCUCUCCUUCCAUGUUCACUGACUAGAAACAUCUGGACAGGUAAAAGCAAGUUCCUAAUAGAUAUUAUGGCUUCCACCUGUCCAGUGUUGUCAUAUCAGUGCAGAUGAAGGAGAAAAGCGGUAGGAGGUGACUGGGGGAAGAAGACUAACAUAGACAGUUAAGAUGGACCAACAUGGUGAUGAGCAACAGGUCACAAUUCCUUUACAUUUUAGCCAUUUAGCAGAUGCUCUUAUCCAGAGCGACUUACAGGUGCAAUUAUGGUCAAGUGCCUUGCUCAAGGGCACGUGAACAGAUUUUUCACCUAGUCGGCUCUGGACUCGAACCAGGUAUCUAUCGGUUACUGUUGGAACGUACUUAACCUCUAGGUUACCUGCCGCCCACUCCCUUUCAGUAGAAACACAGCGACAGAUGUGGAGUUGGAUGUCUUAUGUGCUUAGCUAUCUAUAGCUUCUGUUUCAUAGACUGUGUGUCUAUAUGUUCCGUUAGACAGAUUGUUAGGUCAUACAUUAUGUACAGUCUUACUGGAACUAUUUUGGUCUGUUGCUAAACAGCAAAGGUCCCUGUUUUCUAUUGUUGUUUAUCUCUUCAUUUUCUGGCUAUUUUCUUUGCUUGAUUGAGAGAUGAUAUUACAGCUUUAGUAUGUUAAUCAUUUUAGCCUGACUGAGGGAGUUGUAGAAGGAGCAACACUGUUUAGACACACUUGGAAACCACAACAAAAUGGGAAAUAUAUUUAACUGUUCUUUAUCCAGAUUUGUCUUCUUUAAAAUAGACUUGUUCAGGAUGGUAGGAGUCAUUAAUGUUACAAAAGUUACACACAUAUAGAUAUCUAUCUAUACUGAACAAAAAUAUAAACGGAACAUGCAACAAUUUCAACGAUUUUAUCGUUACAGUUCAUAUGAGGAAAUCAUUCAAUUAAAAUCGAUUUAUUAGGCCCUAAUCUAUGGACUUUAAAUGACUGGGAAUACAGAUAUGCAUCUGUUUGACAAAGAUGCCUUAAUAAAAAUGGGCCUCACAAUGGGCCUCAGGAUCUCA
Oncorhynchus keta (chum salmon) is the source of this 2510-nucleotide messenger RNA. It is a transcript of the gene pycr1a, whose product is annotated as pyrroline-5-carboxylate reductase 1a. Gene Ontology annotation, biological process: L-proline biosynthetic process. Bases 186 to 1148 code for a protein of 320 amino acids. Gene Ontology annotation, molecular function: pyrroline-5-carboxylate reductase activity. The transcript has 8 exons. The record is from RefSeq and is a predicted model, not a curated record. Lineage: Eukaryota; Metazoa; Chordata; Actinopteri; Salmoniformes; Salmonidae.